Molecule: messenger RNA, 3241 nt
Organism: Aspergillus steynii IBT 23096
Lineage: Eukaryota; Fungi; Ascomycota; Eurotiomycetes; Eurotiales; Aspergillaceae
Product: SWI-SNF complex subunit
Exons: 5
Coding region: 68-3073 (1001 amino acids)
Biological process (GO): ubiquitin-dependent protein catabolic process
Cellular component (GO): proteasome regulatory particle, lid subcomplex
Molecular function (GO): structural molecule activity
Source: RefSeq, a predicted model, not a curated record
CCUCCUCGCAACCCUCCCAACAAGAUACCCGCAGCCUUUCCAGUACCUCCCAUAUCCUCCUACAGCUAUGGCGCCCUCCUCGAUAACCGCUCAGCGGAUCGAGGAAGCUCGGACUCUCUCGAAGACCAACCCUUCCAAGGCUGAGAGUACCUUCAAAGAGAUCCUAGCUCAAGGUCCUGGAUCGUCGGAAGCUUCCUCUAGGGACUACGAGAAUGCUCUGGUUGGAUUAGGAGAGCUGUAUAGAGAUGGGAAGAAGCCGCAGGAGAUCGCGGACCUCAUCAAGACCAGCCGGGACUCCUUCUCGUCAUUUGCCAAAGCCAAGACUGCAAAGCUAGUCCGCCAGCUACUGGACUUGUUCAGUGAAAUCCCCAACACGCUCGAUAUCCAGGUUGCCGUCAUCCAGUCUUGCAUCGACUGGGCCAUCUCCGAACGCCGUUCUUUCCUUCGACAGAACCUCCAGACCCGUCUGGUGGCCAUUUACAUGCAGAAACAAUCCUACUACGAUGCGCUCAACCUCAUCAACCCCCUCCUCCGCGAGCUGAAGCGAUUGGAUGACAAGCUCAUGCUGGUUGAAGUGCAGCUGCUGGAGUCGCGGGUGUUCCAUGCCCUGGGCAACCAGGCCAAGGCGCGUGCUGCCUUGACGGCUUCUCGGACAUCGGCCGCUUCCGUCUACACACCUCCCAACCUGCAAGCCGGCUUGGACAUGCAAAGUGGUAUGCUGCAUGCGGAGGACAAGGACUUCAACACCUCGUACUCCUACUUUAUCGAAGCCUUGGAGGGCUACAGCUCGCUGGACGAGGGCGAGAAGGCGACCGCGACUCUCCAGUACAUGCUGCUCUGCAAGAUUAUGUUGAACCUGGUGGAUGACGUGACGAGUCUGCUGGGCUCCAAGCAAGCCCAGAAGUAUGCCAGCCCUCGGCUCGAGGCCAUGAAGGCCGUGGCGCGUGCUCACGCCAACCGAUCGCUGGAAGAGUAUGAGAAGGCUCUGUCGGACUACCGGUUCGAACUCGGCAGCGAUGCGUUUAUUCGCAACCACCUCCGCCGACUGUACGAUGCCAUGUUGGAGCAGAACCUGAUCAAGGUGAUCGAGCCCUUCAGCCGAGUGGAGUUGGACCAUAUCUCCAAGAUGGUCGGGCUGGACACGCAGCAAGUGGAGCGCAAGCUGUCCCAGAUGAUCCUGGACAAGGUGAUUAUCGGCGUGUUAGAUCAAGGAUCGGGAUGUCUGAUCGUCUACGAUGAGACGGAGCGAGACCAGGCGUACGACGCUGCCUUGGAUACCGUGGCCAAGCUGAGCAACGUGGUGGAGGAACUGUACACAAAUCAGGCUUCGCUGUUGGAUAUGCUCCGUGUUGUAUGUGUCUUUGAUCACUGGGUUACCGAAACGGGACUAGCGCCCAUCGCGGCAAAAGAAUCGCGACGCCGCGAAAGAAACGACGUCCUUCCGACCCAUCGGGAGCUUGUUCCUUCCACUCCGUAUUUGCUGCUCUCCUCAUCAAUUCCCGAUCCGAUCCCUUGCGGGCCUAUUCCCUGCUACGUCACGAGAACCAUGAAUGCCCCAAUGCCGCCCAACUACGGCCGUGGCUUCCCGCAGGCCGCCCAACGGUCUCCUGCCACGCCUCGUCGCGGACCUCCAGGACCAGGCCCUGCAAUGCCGGUGCCCAUGGCUCAACAUCCCGUUCCCCCUCAGUAUCUGCCUGCGCAGCGCAACAUGGCACACCCCAACGACGCCGCCAUACGUCGGAGCCGCAAGCCCACCGACAAGAACAUCCCCGACGGUAUUGAAGAUGUAAUUGUCGGAGAAGGCGUACAGCAGUACAAGAGCCUGCGCGACCUGGAGAAACGACUUGACGCCGCCAUCGUCCGCAAGAGACUGGACAUCCAGGAUUCAAUCAGCAAGACCGUCAAGAAAUACCGCACGAUGCGCAUCUGGAUCUCGAAUACGGUGGAGUCUCAGCCCUGGCAGGAUGCCAGUGGGCAAAAUGGGUCGGCACCUGGAAGUAACCCCGGCUCGGGACGAUACAAGGUCCGUAUCGAGGGACGCCUACUGGACGACGACAGUGAUCCCACGGCAGCCGAGGACAGUGAAGACGAAGGCGCGGACGAAUCGAAUGGAGAUGCUAUGGAACAGGAUUCUGCGGAGGCCAAGAAAUCCGGCGCCAAACGUCAAAAGCAGCGCUUCUCGCACUUUUUCAAGACCAUCUCCGUCGACUUCGACAAGGCCUCCACGGCCAACCCGGAGGACGUCAAACCCGUUAACUGGGCCAAACCUCAGCUGCCACCCAACGCCGUCUCGCUUCCUCCCACUGCGGACUUCGACUCGCUGCAGUUUUCUCGGGCGUCCCAGGAAAAUUUGAACGUCACCAUUAGCCUUGUUCACGACGAGGUGCCUGAGCGAUACAAGCUGAGCAAGGAGCUGGCGGAGGUCCUCGACGUUGAGGAAGAGACCCGAAGUGGCAUCGUCCUUGGCAUUUGGGAUUAUAUCCGCGCUAUGGGCCUUCAGGAAGAUGAGGAGAAGCGCCUCGUCCGUUGUGAUCAUCGUUUGCGAUCGAUCUUCGGUAGAGAACAAAUGUUUUUCCCGCAAAUUCCCGAGAGCAUCGGCCCUCACACUAGUCCUAUUGACCCCGUCAAGCUGCCCUACACCAUCCGCGUCGACGAAGAGUUCCACAAGAAUCCCACGCCUACCGUGUACGAUAUCCAAGUGGCCGUGGAGGACCCUCUCCGCGCCAAGAUGCUGGCAUUGACGAAAAACCACCAAUACUCCAUGGCCAUGCAAAAGAUCACCGCGCUGGAUGACCAAGCAGCUCUCAUCAUCCAGACCUUGACGCAUUCGCGCGCCAGACAUUCCUUCUACACGGCGCUCAGCAAGGACCCGGCCAACUUUGUGCGUCGCUGGAUCAAUUCCCAGCGCCGCGAUCUCGAGACGAUCCUUGGCGAAGCCACGCGCGGUGGCGGCGAAGAUGGCAGCGGACCCGAGUUCCGCCGUGGAGGCUCCGAUGGUGCCUGGGACACGCCCGUGGCCCGUGAAGCUGUACGGUACAUGCUUGCGAAGCCGGAGGCAGCUAUGGGACGGUGAUUUUAGUUACGUCGGUGUUCUGAUCAUCCCUGGAUGGGAGGGGAAACCCGUUGGGCUUGGAGGCGCUUAUGUGGUGUUCGGAUUGGGGGUAGUUCUUUUAAUACUUGUUUCUUGUUCUUCCUACAACUCAAUUUACUGUACUUUGGAGUGGUGUCAAUCUCACUUGUG